AUGGCGGAAAGCUCCAACUCUUUCCCGGGGACCAACCCCUUCAUCAACACCAAACUCGAGAAAUCCCCUAGCAUCCAGAAAAUCUCCGAGGAUGAGGAAUUCGAGGUGACGUCACCAACAGACAUGACAUUUCGACAGGCCAACGCUGGCUCGGGGAAUGCCAACUUCGGAGGAAGCGCUUUCAGCGAAGGAUCACAAGGUGGAGGCCCCGGAGCCUCAUUUUUUGGCCAGAGUCCUUUCGGCACGGGAGCUGCAUCGGGCGAGGGCGAGUCGGAGGAAGGCGGCCUGGGCGCGCUCCCCACGGGAUCCGCACGGCAAGGCUUCCCUAACAACUAUGCGUUGGGUCGUCGUACCUCGGUGUCGGCGGAGUCGUUGAACCCCACGUCUGCCGGCGAUGAAAGCUGGGCGCCCCCGCACCACCCCAAGACUGACGAACAGUUGGCUCGCCUCAAGACCGCGGUCAGUGGGAACUUCCUCUUCUCUCAUCUCGAUGAUGAUCAGUUCAAGACCGUACUCGAUGCCCUGGUCGAGAAGCCCAUUCCCGCCAAGGAUAUCAAGGUGAUCUCGCAGGGCGACGCCGGCGACUACUUCUACAUUGUGGAAAACGGUUCUUUUGAUAUUUACAUCCACCCUUCUGGUUCCGUGCAGCCAGGUCCCGAUGGCCUGGGCAACAAGGUCAGCUCCACUGGGCCUGGAGGCUCGUUCGGCGAGUUGGCCCUGAUGUAUAAUGCCCCACGUGCUGCCACCGUUGUUUCCACCGAGAAGAGCACCCUAUGGGGUUUGGAUCGCAUCACCUUCCGGCGGAUUUUGAUGGACUCGGCGUUCCAGCGGCGCCGCAUGUAUGAAGCCUUCCUGGAAGAAGUCCCGCUUCUCUCCUCCCUCAAGCCCUAUGAGCGCGCCAAGAUCGCCGAUGCACUGGAUACCAUCAAGUUCCCUGUGGGAGCUACCAUUAUCGAGGAGGGCGAUCCGGGUGAUGCAUUCUAUUUGUUGGAGUCUGGAGAGGCGGAGGCGCUUAAGGGCGGAGCGUCUGUCAAGGAAUACCACCGGGGCGAUUACUUUGGUGAAUUGGCUUUAUUGGACGACAAGCCACGCGCUGCGAGCAUUGUCACCAAAACCGAAGUCAAAGUGGCACGCCUGGGACGAGAUGGUUUCAAGAGACUCCUCGGACCCGUGGAGGAGAUUAUGAGACGGACCGAAUAUCAGUUGGAUGCGUCCAAGUCCCCUGUUUCUGCUUCAUGA
Messenger RNA from Penicillium atrosanguineum, 1239 nucleotides. Its product is annotated as cyclic nucleotide-binding domain-containing protein. Lineage: Eukaryota; Fungi; Ascomycota; Eurotiomycetes; Eurotiales; Aspergillaceae. Bases 1 to 1239 code for a protein of 412 amino acids. Gene Ontology annotation, cellular component: nucleus; cAMP-dependent protein kinase complex. The record is from RefSeq and is a predicted model, not a curated record. The transcript has a single exon. Gene Ontology annotation, biological process: regulation of protein phosphorylation. Gene Ontology annotation, molecular function: cAMP-dependent protein kinase regulator activity.